UACUGCGCCUCGACCAAAAUUUGGCACGCGCUAGCGUUGAUGGUAGCGACCUUGCUACCAACGUUAGCCUGUGUGGCAAUUGUGAAUUCACUUCCGCUCGAACCACCGGAUCUUGGCUUAGCCCACAGUGCAACAUUGUGGAUUCGGGGGUUGCCGGUGGUGUUCAUCCAGUCUUACGCGCUUUCGUGGCAGUUUUCCGACUAUGUGCCAGAGCUCAAAAUCUCCAGCCGUGCCCUCGUGCUAACAGCGACAGCAGCAACUGUAGUUACCCACGUCCUUGCGCUCGGUCUCUUUGCUUUGCUGUGGUACCCGCUGCCGUUCACAAUGAUCUUGUUAGCUGGCCCAUGGAUUGGUACGCUGGCUUUGGCGCUGAAACUUUCAAGGAGAGAUUUCUUGCGCGAACACCCCGAAGUUCUGCAAGAUUUU
This is a messenger RNA of Phytophthora sojae, 426 nucleotides long. RefSeq lists its product as hypothetical. The record is from RefSeq and is a predicted model, not a curated record. The annotation marks the transcript as partial. The transcript has a single exon. NCBI's taxonomy places the organism in Eukaryota, Oomycota, Peronosporomycetes, Peronosporales, Peronosporaceae.